UGUGUGUUUUGCUAUAUUACACAAGUGCCGCCGCAUUGUAGUUAUUUUUGCAUUUAAAUUGAAUUAAAACUGCUGAAAAAUGCCUUUCAUGAAGGGACGAGAGCCUAUAAGGCGCACUCUGAAAUAUUUGAAUGCCGGCAAGCUGGUUCUUAAGGACAAGGUGCGCAUUUUCAGUGUCAACUACAAUACCUAUGGAGAUCAUCAUGCGGGCGCCAGAGACUUUGUGUUUUGGAACAUACCACAGAUACAGUUUAGAAAUCCUGAAGUACAGGUUGUUACGUUAAAAAACAUGACCCCUUCGCCGUUUGUGCGCUGUUACUUUGAGGAUGGUCGGGAUAUGAUUGUGGAUCUUGACAGUCGCAAUAAGGACGAGAUUAUAGAGCAUCUAGUCAAGGUGGUGGGCAAGACGCGUGAGCAACUGGAUGCGGAGGCGCGUCUGGCUGAGAGUAAAGAUAAUCCAGCCAAUUUUGGAUAUCGCUGUGAACGGCACUGCAUCUGUGAAAUUCCCGGACAACUGCCCUGUCCAGGCACAGUGAAGCUGCCAGAUAAUAUGAGAGGAAAGUUCUUAUUUGCACCCAAGUAGAAUUAGACAAAUUAUUGUUUUGUUUUUUAAAAAAAUCAGAUAAACUAUAU
Drosophila busckii is the source of this 633-nucleotide messenger RNA. RefSeq names its product probable 28S ribosomal protein S25, mitochondrial (gene mRpS25). Gene Ontology annotation, cellular component: mitochondrion. The record is from RefSeq and is a predicted model, not a curated record. Lineage: Eukaryota; Metazoa; Arthropoda; Insecta; Diptera; Drosophilidae. Gene Ontology annotation, molecular function: structural constituent of ribosome. The coding region runs from base 80 to 583 and encodes 167 amino acids. The transcript has 3 exons.